Molecule: messenger RNA, 1110 nt
Organism: Frankliniella occidentalis (western flower thrips)
Lineage: Eukaryota; Metazoa; Arthropoda; Insecta; Thysanoptera; Thripidae
Product: phosphoglycerate mutase 2
Exons: 4
Coding region: 121-885 (254 amino acids)
Biological process (GO): glycolytic process
Molecular function (GO): intramolecular phosphotransferase activity
Source: RefSeq, a predicted model, not a curated record
CCCGCCGCCGCAGCACCAGCACCAGCCCCGUCGCCAGCUCGUCUUCUUCAAGGGCACUUUGCGGAGAAGCCAAGAACGUUGUUUCGCCGUUUUCUAAGUCAAAGACAACACUUCCACACCAUGAGUGCCUACAAAAUUGUUAUGGUGAGGCAUGGUGAGAGCGAAUGGAAUCAGAAGAACUUGUUCUGCGGCUGGUAUGAUGCAAACCUCAGCCCCAAGGGUGAAGAGGAAGCUGUCAGCGCUGGCAAAGCUCUGAAAGAGAGUGGCUACCAAUUUGACAUAGCUCAUACAUCCGUUUUAACUCGUGCCCAGAAAACAUUGGCAGCCAUUCUUCAGGGCAUUGGCCAGUCUGAUUUACCUGUCGAAAAAUCAUGGCGUUUGAAUGAGCGUCACUAUGGUGGUCUGACAGGCUUAAAUAAAUCUGAAACAGCUGCCAAGUAUGGAGAGGAACAGGUCCAAAUCUGGCGACGCAGCUUUGACAUUCCACCACCUCCUAUGGAAGCUGAUCACCCAUACUAUGAAACCAUUGUCAAAGAUGCCCGUUAUGCCAACGGCCCCUCUGAAGCUGAGUUCCCUAAGUUUGAGAGUCUCAAACUGACCAUUCAGCGCACCCUGCCCUAUUGGAAUGAUGUUAUCAUUCCUCAACUGAAGGCUGGCAAGAAGAUCAUCAUUGCCGCCCAUGGAAACAGUUUGCGUGGCAUUGUCAAACACCUCGACAAUAUGAGUGACGAGGCUAUUAUGGGUCUGAACCUUCCCACUGGCAUUCCAUUUGUAUAUGAGCUUGACAAGGACUUCAAACCAGUCGUAUCAAUGAAGUUCUUGGGUGAUGAAGAAACUGUGAAGAAGGCUAUGGAGGCUGUGGCUUCUCAAGGAAAAGCAAAGUAAAGUUCGACAGGAAAUGUGCUUCUCUUAUAAUCCUUUUAAAAAAUAGGAUCACCAAAGUUUUUAUUUUUAAUCCCUUGUUUCAAUUCAAAGUGAUGUAAUUUAAUUAUUUAAUUUUCCUGCCAUGGAAAGGGAGAUGAGUGCUGUGCACUUAGCCUUCUCACUCAAGAGAAAUUGUUAUACAUGCUGGUUUCAUGUGCAGUCAAAUAAAUGACCUGAACUAUUUAA